This is a messenger RNA of Uloborus diversus, 1269 nucleotides long. Its product is annotated as membrane frizzled-related protein-like. The record is from RefSeq and is a predicted model, not a curated record. Gene Ontology annotation, molecular function: protein binding. Bases 1 to 1269 code for a protein of 422 amino acids. The transcript is spliced from 8 exons. NCBI's taxonomy places the organism in Eukaryota, Metazoa, Arthropoda, Arachnida, Araneae, Uloboridae. Gene Ontology annotation, cellular component: plasma membrane.
AUGGCCAAAUGCAUCUUUCAAUUUCACAGUCAUCAAAAUACGAAAGGAAAUUUUUCAUCUCCAAAGUUUCCAAGCAAUUAUUCUGAAGAUUUGGUUUGCAUUUAUAAUUUUCAAGGAAAAGAUCACGAAACCUUGAAAUUAAAUUUCCAUGUUUUUGAGUUGGAGCCUCCUUUCAAGAAAGGUUGCCUAACAGAUUAUAUUGACGUUUCAACCAUCACAAUCAUCGGUAGCAAGUUUCUCGUUGGUCGCUACUGUGGGCGGGACGUUCCUGGUUCGAUGCUUUUUAUGAACCCACAUGCUGAAAUAAUCUUUAAGACAAACCACGUGAUUCAUAGUCAAGGAUUUCAUGGCUCAUAUUACUUCCAAGAUGAGAUAAUGAUACCACCUCCAAAAUCUACCACGAACGUGAGUAACUGUGGUGGGAUAGUAUCUGGAGUCGGUGGUGUCAUUAUGUCACCGGGAUAUCCCUAUUAUUUUCCUAAAGAUGUGGAUUGCUUUUGGCUGCUUCGAGUGGACUACCACAUGAAGAUAUACGUGAGGGUCCUCAAAAUGCAGCUGUAUGGAAGCAUUGCCAACUGUGCCGAAGCGGAGCUCGCCAUCUACGACGGAUACUACAGCAUUUCCCUCAACCCCAAGGUGCUGCAGAAAUACUGCGGAGAUCUGCGGUACUACAAGAACGUGGAGGAGCAAACGACCAUCUCUGCAAGGAAUCGGUUACUUCUCAGAUUUAAGACAACUGCUUCUCAGAUCAUGAAGGGAGAAGAUUUAGAUAAGAGUGCUGUUGGUUUCAAAAUAAUAUGGACAGCAGUCGAUUUCAAAACGGAAGGCACAUGCCAAGAAUUCGUGUGCAGAGACAGCCAGUACUGCAUCAGUUCCACAGAGAAUCCCUGCGCUGAAAUACGUAACUACUGCAUCGACAAGUCCCUGGUAUGCAAUGGAUACGCUAAUUGCGGAAAUGAAGACUACAGUGAUGAAGAUAAAUGCAACAUACCUCUAUUGGCAGGCUGCGGAGCUGCCGGCGGAGUCCUGCUUCUCAGCUUCCUGAUUGGUUUUUGCCUGUACAGACGUCACAAUGCGGUGCGUAGUACACUCUCUCAGUCGCAAUCACUAAACAUGCAGCUAAGACAGCUCGAGCACAGUCCCUCCUAUUCCGGAAGGCCUCCCGUUACAGGAGGUCAUUUUUAUUACCAACAUCCAGACAACUACAACUGUACAGUCCACACAGAUUCCGGAUAUGAUCUGUUGCACUCUAAAGGAGUCACACGGUAA